Messenger RNA from Colletotrichum orchidophilum, 1332 nucleotides. RefSeq lists its product as uncharacterized. The record is from RefSeq and is a predicted model, not a curated record. Gene Ontology annotation, molecular function: flavin adenine dinucleotide binding; electron-transferring-flavoprotein dehydrogenase activity. The transcript has 3 exons. Gene Ontology annotation, cellular component: cytoplasm. The coding region runs from base 1 to 1332 and encodes 443 amino acids. Lineage: Eukaryota; Fungi; Ascomycota; Sordariomycetes; Glomerellales; Glomerellaceae.
AUGUUAGACCAGGUCAGGAAGGCCGUCCUUUUCGUGAGGCUUGUGGGUUACACACUGCGGCUUUAUGCGGACUUUUUUUCUCGCUCUUACACGACCAAGAAAAUCUCCGCCGGAUCCGCACCGAAAAACGGCGAACCGAUCAACAUCGUGGUCAUCGGCGCUUCUUUCGCCGGUUAUCAUGCUGCUAGAGUGAUUGCAACCUCUCUUCCUACAGACGGCCCGUACCGACUCAUUAUUGUCGAACCAAACCAGCAUUGGCAGUUUACCUGGACGUUGCCUCGCUUCUGUGUCAUUGAGGGACAUGGGCAUAAGACAUUCAUCCCCUAUGGCCCCUAUUUGCCCGCGGGCUCGGAGAAGAUCGUACGAUGGAUCCAUGAUCGCGUAUCGACAAUCACCGAGAAUACGGUGACGAUCCAAGGCACAGGGGAGAAGGUUCCAUACUCUUACUUGGUCAUCGCGACCGGUUCCGGCGCUGGGAUGUCAUUGCCGUCAAGAGUAGGUUCAACAGACAAAGUUGAAGGAACCAGACUGCUGCAGAACUUCCAGCAACGCAUCAAAGCCGCCAAGAAUCUCGUGGUCGUUGGUGGAGGAGCUGCAGGCGUCGAACUUGCCACGGACGCCAAAGAUCAGUAUCCCGAUAAGAACGUCACGUUGAUUCAUUCGAGAGACGCAGUUAUGAACCGCUUCGGUCAUGACUUGCAGGCUGGAGCUCUCAAGGGAUUGAAGGACCUCGGUAUCGAAGUGAUUCUGGGAGAGCGGACAACAUCCGAAACGCCUGUGGAUGGUUUCGUCACUCUUCGCUCCGGCCGUAGAGUUGAAUGCGAUUUCAUGGUGAACGCCAUAGGCCAACAGCCUUCCUCUCAGCUAAUUAGCAAUUUCGCCCCUGAAGCUAUUGCAAAGUCAGGCCGCAUCAAGGUCAAGCCUACAAUGCAAAUCGAUGUCGAUUCGCUGCCGCACAUUUACGUGUGCGGCGAUGUUGCUGAGGCGGGUGUCGCCAACCCCAACGCUCGAGCUGCUAUGAAACAGGCCACCUACGCCGCGGACAACCUCGUUCUUGCCCUUCAGUCGAGAACACCUUCAAACAUAUAUGAACACUAUUGGGCUGACGGAGUCAUAAAGCUUACGCUGGGUCUCCAUAAAUCCAUCACGGCCUUCGGUAUCGGGGAAACGGAGCUGCUCUUCCGCGGAAAAGAGAAGGAGAUUACUCUCAUGAUUGAUCGUGCUUGGACGAACAUGGGAGCUAAGCCUUACGAAGACAAAAAGCAUGAGACGGGAAGAGCAGAAGGCAGCUUUGCUGAUAAGGCUCUCGAAGUAGCAAAUGAAACCGUUUGA